AUGGCGGCUGCGAUGGCGGCCGGGGCGGGCGGCGCGGCGGUCGGGGCGGCGCGUUCUCUAUCGCGGUUCCGGGGCUGCCUGGCCGGGGCGCUCCUCGGGGAUUGUUUGGGGGCUAUCUACGAGGCGUACGAGAACGUUACCAUGGCGUCACUGCUGAGUCACGUGGGCAGCCUGGAGCCCGAGCCUGGAGCUAAGGGAAGCGCGCGCACAGAGGUCCUGUACUACACAGAUGACACUGCUAUGACCAGAGCCCUGGUGCAGUCCCUGCUGGCCAAGGAGGCCUUCGAUGAGGUGGACAUGGCCAAGAGGUUCGCUCAGGAGUACAAGAAAGAUCCAGAUCGAGGCUAUGGUGCCGCGGUGAUUACUGUGUUCAAAAAGCUGCUGAACCCCAAAUGCAUAGAUGUCUUUGAGCCAGCUCGGGCUCAGUUCAAUGGGAAGGGUUCCUAUGGCAAUGGGGGUGCCAUGAGGGUAGCUGGCAUCUCCUUGGCCUACAGUCAUGCCCAAGAUGUUCAGAAGUUUGCCCGGCUCUCAGCCCAGUUGACCCAUGCCUCCUCGCUGGGCUUCAAUGGUGCCAUCCUGCAGGCUUUGGCCGUGCACCUGGCCCUACAAGGGGAAUCGUCUCAGGAGCAGUUUCUCCAGCAGCUCUUGGACCACAUGGAGGAAGUGGAGAGUGAUGACCGGUCUCUGUCGGAAGCAAGGGAGCUGGGCAUGGGGGACCGUCCAUACUCGAACAAACUGAAGAAGAUCUCGGAGUUCUUGGAGCAGGGCUUCAUGACCAAGGAGGAAGUCUUGUCUGAACUCGGGAAUGGCAUCGCAGCUUUUGAAUCGGUCCCCACCGCCAUCUACUGCUUCCUGCGCUGCAUGGCUCCUGACCCUGCAAUCCCAGCCACCUUCAACGGCCUCCAGCGGACGCUCAUCUACUCCAUCUCCUUGGGGGGGGACACCGACACCAUUGCCACCAUGGCUGGGGCCAUUGCUGGGGCCUACUAUGGGUUGGAGCAGGUUCCAGAGAGCUGGCAGCAGAGCUGUGAGGGUUAUGAAGAGACUGAUGUGCUGGCCCGCAAUCUGCAUCAGCUCUUCAGUAAGGACCUGUGAGCAUUGUUGCCAGCGCACAUUCAGGCAGCAGCCCCUCACCAAAAGCGGCAGACCUCAGGGCCUCCUAUGCUUUUCUGUCCUGCCCCUCCUGCAGCCUGG
Messenger RNA from Vombatus ursinus (common wombat), 1194 nucleotides. RefSeq names its product ADP-ribosylhydrolase like 2 (gene ADPRS). The record is from RefSeq and is a predicted model, not a curated record. Lineage: Eukaryota; Metazoa; Chordata; Mammalia; Diprotodontia; Vombatidae. Gene Ontology annotation, cellular component: nucleus; mitochondrion. Bases 1 to 1095 code for a protein of 364 amino acids. The transcript is spliced from 6 exons.